UUGAUCAAGGAGAAUCAGAGACAUCCUCACAUACAAGUCUACAUACAUGUCUGGAUUGGAAAUAUGUUUAAUGAAAUGUUGACGUGUUGAAUGCCCUCUCUGUAUGUGUGCCACAUAGGCUGUAUAAGGUGUGGCAUCACCAGGAGAGCUAUAGAAAAGGGGAAUGUUAAUGAACUAGAUUUCCCCGGUAUGUUAGUUUUGCUUUCACUUCAUCUUGGACAGCAUUUCAUAAAGCUUGGUUAUUACCUAAACAUCUCACUUUAUCUGGUGUAUUUACAAUUUUUUUUCUUGUUCUUCUUCAAACCAGAUUUGUGACAAGGUGUCACAAUCUUACACAUGGCACCUUUUUAACUAACGCAGAGUAAGAAAAUUGUAAACAGCCUUUCUGUUUCACCUUAUGGUAGUGAUGUCAGAGUUAGAAGACCGCUGUUCCUCCAUUUCUUCCAUCUCUCUGCUGGAGAUCAAGACUGAGACUCAUCUAGUCCUCAAAGCUUUCCUCCAUCGGACACUUUCCAUCCCCCAAACAGAGAGGCCUGGCACAGUAGGAGGUGCCUACAAAGAUCACAACAAGUUCAGCGCCAGGCCACAUCCCAAACCAAAGGAUGGAAGGGAUUCACAACUGGAAGAUGCCAGUUCAGCAGAUGAGAAGAAGAGCAGUUUCAAGAACUUCAUAAAACAGCUGCCACUUCAUAACAGCACACGCCAUCAUGCCAAAGACCAGAAAGGCUCAUUGGACGGGAACAACAGGACAAAAGUGUCACACUUCAGAGACCAAGACGAUGUCAUAUCCCCCUCCUCGACAUCAGAAGAAGAUGAGAGGAAACCACAGAAGAAGCUGAACCAGAAGAAGAUUAGAAAAAGGAUUUCCAAAUUCUUCCGUUUAAAGUUGGAGAAAGAGAAGGAGAAAGAGAAAGAAGAGCAUGGUUCUCAUCCUCAGAGGCCUAGCAGCUUGUCAAUUGACAACGCAGAGCCUUUGCUGACCAUUGUAUCUCCCAGUAAGUACCUCCAUUGUACUAUAAAUCUGCACAACUACUGCUGCUGUGCCCAAAUUUAAAAUGUAAAUAUAUAGAAUGUUUCAUUGCUUUGAAUCUACACGCUGUAAUAGUUUGUGCCUGAAGUUGAAUAUUAAAGGCACUAUCAAAGUCACUGCUGGUGUUGAUAUAGACCACCCUCCAGAGUUCUAUAACGAAGUAGCAGAGAAACUAGACAAGAUUGCCCAGAGGUCUACGAGUAUAAAGAAACUGAGACCCAAAGCCCCAUCUUCAGCAGGUAAUCAAACACACACACACGCACACACAUACACACACACACACACACACACCUUUAGACUGAAGCAAACAACUACCAAUUAAUAUUCCCUGGUUCUAGUGCAAGAUCAAAUCAAAUCAAGUCAAUUUUAUUUGUAUAGCCCAAAGUC
Larimichthys crocea (large yellow croaker) is the source of this 1417-nucleotide messenger RNA. RefSeq lists its product as uncharacterized. The transcript has 3 exons. The coding region runs from base 398 to 1054 and encodes 218 amino acids. Lineage: Eukaryota; Metazoa; Chordata; Actinopteri; Sciaenidae. The record is from RefSeq and is a predicted model, not a curated record.